UUCCACAUCAAAUAGACCGAAAUUCAUAAUGCGAUCCAAAAUCCCGCCCAUCCCAAACGACCGCGUCUGCGCGAGUCGAUUGAGCGUCGCUUCACUCUCCCCAUCUCCAUCUCCAUCCUCAUCCUCUUCGUCCCCAUCCACGAAAUCAGGCGACAUGUUCAAAGACGACGACCCUCCGCCGGGUAGAUCAAAGUACUCCCCCAUGUGCAACUGCACCGAAGCCAAAGGCGUCCGCGAACCCGUCGUCAACGUCACGCUCCCCCGCCUCGACGUCCGUCGACUCCCCGUCCGACUCCCGUACCGACUGCCCCAUCGGUUCGCCCGCGCACUCCACUCCCCCGAUUCUCCGUUGGCACUCUGCGCAGCCAACUCCUCGUACCCCUCAUCCUCAUCCUCCUCUUCCUCGUCCGUCGUGUCCUGCCCCAGCCCCACCAAAGAAGUAGACGACGCGCGCGAAGCCAUCCAACUCUGCCCUUUCCCCUCCUGCCGCACCGCGCUAGCCGCAGCCCCCGUGCGCGUAAGCCAGUCAUCCUGCCCCGCGCUCCGCACAGUAAGGAAACGCGGCGUAUUCGCACCUCCAGUCCGACUGCCGCGAAGAGCACCCGGAGUCACCCUCUUCUUCGCCCCCUUCGUCGAGCCCAAGUGAUGACUCCGCUCGACCACCAGCGCCGCCUCGCUCUUCGCUUUCGGAAUCAGCCCGCUGCCAACCGGCGCUCGGGAACUCCCACUGUCCCCCGUCACUACCAAUCCAGCAUACUCAUACCCUCCUCCUCCUACUUCCCCACCCUCGC
Molecule: messenger RNA, 791 nt
Organism: Neohortaea acidophila
Lineage: Eukaryota; Fungi; Ascomycota; Dothideomycetes; Mycosphaerellales; Teratosphaeriaceae
Exons: 1
Coding region: 29-646 (205 amino acids)
Source: RefSeq, a predicted model, not a curated record